Molecule: messenger RNA, 3288 nt
Organism: Argentina anserina (silverweed cinquefoil)
Lineage: Eukaryota; Viridiplantae; Streptophyta; Magnoliopsida; Rosales; Rosaceae
Biological process (GO): DNA integration
Molecular function (GO): nucleic acid binding
Source: RefSeq, a predicted model, not a curated record
AUGGGUAAGAUCCAUGAAGGAGGUAAGUUGCCAAGCCAAACCGAGCCAAAUCCCAAUGUGAAGGCCAUGAUGACAAGAAGUGGCAAGCUAUUAGAUGCUCCAUUGCAGCCAAUCAAGAAGGCCAUUGAUCAUGACGCGCAUGACAAAGGUAAGGAUCCUAACUCUAGUGGUUUAGUUUCAACUAAUGCUCUUCCUCGUGUUCCCUUCCCCAAUAGAUUUGCAAAGCAAAAGAAGAAUGACUCUGAUCAAGUCAUGCUCGACAUUUUCAAAAAGGUGGAAGUGAAUAUGCCUCUUAUUGAAUGCAUACAACAGAAUCCUAGGUAUGCUAAGUUUUUGAAAGAAUUGUGCACUAAUAAGAGGAUGACUCGAGAGAAGGAGGUUGUCACAAUGAGUGAGACGGUUUCUGCCGUGCUCCAACGGAAGCUACCACCAAAGCUUAAGGAUCCAGGGAGUUUUUCUAUCCCUUGUACAAUCGGAAACAUGACAUUUGAAAAGAUAAUGUUAGACUUAGGUGCAUCGAUCAAUGUAAUGCCUUACUAUAUUUAUGAGGAUCUAGGUCUAGGUGAUUUGAAACGAGAUAAUGUUGUGAUUCGAUUGGCAGAUUGUUCCAACAAAGUCCCUUUGGGCUAUGUUGAAGAUGUUCUUGUGCAUGUUUCGAGCUUGAUAUUCCCUGCGGACUUCUAUGUCCUUGACAUGGAGCCAACUGAAGGAGAUGACAAGGAGGUCCCUAUUCUGUUGGGGCGUCCCUUUAUGAGGACUGCAAGAACGAAGAUUGAUGUGUUUAGGGCCGGAUUUGCAAGUGAUGGCUCCAACAUUUCUGAGUUGGAAGCCAAUGAUGCCGUGCAAUCAUUUGUACUAGAGAAUGUGGCCUCUCUUGAGGUUUCGCCACGUGAGCUUCCUUCUGUGGUGCAAGCCCCAAAGCUUGAUCUUAAGGUUCUUCCGGACCACUUGAAGUAUGCAUUUUUGGGAGAUGAGGAUACAUUGCCAGUGAUCAUUUCCUCUACACUCAACGAGGAACAAGAAGAGAGAUUGAUUGAAGUGUUAAAGAAACACAAGACGGCAAUAGGAUGGACCCUGGCCGACAUCAAAGGAAUAAGCCCUACCAUGUGGCACCGAAUUUUGCUUGAAGAUGGUGCCAAACCAACCAAGGAAUGUCAAAGACGCCUUCACCCACCAAUGAUGCAAGUUGUAAAGGAUGAAAUCACUAAGUUGCACGAUUGUGGCGUGAUCUACCCCAUCUCGGAUAGUAGGUGGAUUUCUCCCAUUCAAGUUGUGCCAAAGAAGUCAGGAAUCACGGUGGUAAAGAACAAAGAGAACGAGUUGGUGCCUCAAAGGACAGUGACCGGAAUUGAGGUUGAUAAAUCUAAAAUAGAUCUUGUGCGUCACUUACCCCUCCCCACAAGCGUGAGGGAUGUUCGAUCUUUUCUUGGACAUGCAGGUUUCUAUCGUAGGUUUAUCAAGGACUUUUCCAAGAUUGCGAGACCAAUGAGUUCAUUGCUUCAAAAGGACGUUUCCUUUCACUUUGAUGAUGAUUGCAUGCAUGCAUUUGAGACUUUGAAGAAGCUCUUAACUUCGGCACCUAUCAUGGCACCACCGGAUUGGUCCUUGCCAUUUGAGUUGAUGUGUGACGCCUCCGACUAUGCAGUUGGAGCCGUGCUAGGGCAGAGGAGGGACAAGCAGCCCUACGCCAUCUAUUAUGCCUCACGAACACUCAAUGAUGCUCAACAAAACUACACCACAACCGAAAAAGAACUUCUUGCCGUGAUCUUUGCUUUAGAUAAGUUUCGUUCUUACUUACUUCAAUCCAAAGUUAUUGUUUACACUGACCAUGCAGCCUUGAAGUACUUAAUGAUGAAAAAGGAUGCCAAACCAAGAUUGAUUCGAUGGAUUCUCUUGCUCCAAGAGUUCGAUCUCGAGAUCAAGGACAAGAAGGGCAGUGACAAUGUUGUGGCGGAUCACUUGAGUCGUUUGGUGAGAGAUGCCGAGCCCUUGGCUAUCCAAGAGAGCUUUCCGGAUGAGCAACUCUUUCGAGUUGAGGUAAGUGAGCCAUGGUAUGCAGAUAUUGUCAAUUAUCUUGUUUCUAAGCAAUUUCCGGAUACUUUAUCGCAUGCUCAAAAGAAUAGACUCAAGGCUUUAGCUAAGUAUUAUGUUUGGGAUGAACCAUAUUUGUGGAAACAUUGUGCUGAUCAAAUCAUUAGGAGGUGUGUCCCUGAAUCUGAACAUCAUUCUAUACUUACUUUUUGCCAUUCUGAAUCUUGUGGAGGACUUAGGACUGCUCUAAAGGUGUUAGAAUGUGGUUUCUUUUGGCCUACGAUUUUUAACGAUACCUAUCAUUUUUGCAUGACUUGUGAUAGAUGCCAACGCAUGGGAAAUUUAGGAUCUAGGGAUCAAAUGCCUAUGACACCGAUUAUAUAUGUUGAAAUAUUUGAUUGUUGGGGCAUUGAUUUCAUGGGACCUUUUCCUAACUCAAAUGGUUUCUUGUACAUACUCGUUUGUGUUGAUUAUGUUUCGAAAUGGGUGGAAGCAAAAGCCACCCGUACUAAUGAUUCUCGAGUUGUUGCAGAUUUCCUUCGUUCUAACAUUUUCUCUAGGUUUGGUAUGCCGAGAGUUAUCAUUAGUGAUGGAGGAUCUCACUUUUGCAACCGGACCAUUGAGGCGUUGUUGAAGAAGUAUGGAAUCAAGCAUAAGGUUGCUACGCCUUAUCACCCUCAAACAAGUGGACAAGUGGAGCUAUCUAAUCGUGAGAUCAAGAGAAUUUUGGAGAAGUCUGUUGGACCAUCACGCAAGGAUUGGUCUCAACGAUUGGAUGAUGCUCUUUGGGCCUAUAGGACGGCAUACAAGACUCCUCUUGGCAUGUCACCAUUUCGAUUAGUCUACGGCAAGGCGUGCCAUCUUCCUGUGGAGCUUGAACAUCGUGCAUGGUGGGCUGUGAAGAAUUUUAACAUGGACAUUGAUGAGGCCGGAUUGCAUAGGAAGUUACAAUUGCAUGAGCUUGAAGAGAUUAGAAAUGAGGCCUAUGAUUCGGCAAUGGUUUACAAGGAGAAGACUAAGACAUUCCAUGACCGCAUGAUUAGGAAGAAACACUUUGUCGUUGGGCAAAAAGUUCUUUUGUUUAAUUCUCGACUUAGAUUGUUUCCGGGCAAGCUCCGUUCUAGGUGGCUUGGACCGUUUGUUGUUACUAAUACUUUUCCUUCUGGUGCUAUUCAGAUCUUUGUUGUGCGGCAGAAGAGACUAGAAGGGAAGAAAAUGUACAUUCCGGCUGGGGCGGAACUAGGAGUUCAAGAUUGA